AUGCAUUACAGUGAAAAAAACCCGGGCAGUCCUUUGCCAGUUUUAAAGCUAAAGGUUCACAACUUUUCAAAGAAUCAGACGUAUGUUGUCCCAAGUCCAAGACCUUUCUUGAAUAGGAGCCCGUACGUGUCGUCACUUGUUUGGAAGAACAACGUCACAUUUGCAGUCACGUGGCUAAGCGUGCAUCACAAUGUAUCUAUAAUUAGCAUUUGCUCAGCUUCUAGCGGGUUUUGUUAUGACAAUAUUCUGCUACAAUCACAAAUAGGAUGGAUAGAUCCGCCUGUUGAUAUCAUAUUUACACCUAGAGGAAACGAGUACUUUAUUACCAUCCCACGUUACGACGGGACCGGAAAUACCUAUAAACAAGUGGCGAUUGUUAAUGCUUCCGUUGAAAUCAAUCCACCCAAUCAAAACGGUCAGAUGAUAUAUCUUACGGUUAACACAGUGGAAGUUCAUAAAAUUGUCAGUUUCAGCAACAACACAGUGUGA
Mya arenaria is the source of this 489-nucleotide messenger RNA. RefSeq names its product inactive dipeptidyl peptidase 10-like. Gene Ontology annotation, molecular function: dipeptidyl-peptidase activity. The record is from RefSeq and is a predicted model, not a curated record. NCBI's taxonomy places the organism in Eukaryota, Metazoa, Mollusca, Bivalvia, Myida, Myidae. The transcript is spliced from 6 exons. Gene Ontology annotation, biological process: proteolysis. Bases 1 to 489 code for a protein of 162 amino acids.